AACUAGCUCACUACGAGUUGCACCCCUCACACCACUGCUGGGGGCUUCAGGGAAGCGCGGCAGAGCCGUCCAGCGUCACCAAGAACCCGUGGGGCAGGGGACAAAGGUAAAGCAAAGGGGAAAGGAGAGACCUCGGGACAUGGCGAGGGCCCGGAGCUCCGCGCGUCCCUGCGGCCUCCCUCAGGGGCGGGAGCGGCGCACACCGCCAUCCGCCCCGCAGCGCCCAGGGAGCCGCAACCACCCUCCGCUAGUGUUUCGCUCUGCUCCGGGACUCACACGCCGGGCCCCGCCGCCCCUUCCCACCCCGGAACUACAGCUCCCGGCGGGCGCCACGGCAGAGCGGCUCUCCGUGAGGCAGCACCGGGCUCCCGGACUACAGCUCCCAGCGUGCCGCCGCAGCCUUCCCGUCUCCGCGGUGAGAAAAUAACCCUGAAGUUCCCCGCGAUCAGCUGAUCCCGGCUGACAACGAGGGGAGCGGGCGGAGGGGCGCGGGUACUGCCCGCUCCUGCCCAGUCCUGCCGGGAGCUUCGCCUGCAUGGUCGGGCCCCCGCCCCGGCCGCUCCGGGAGGAGACCUGGGACACCCCCCCCCCCAACCCCAGUAGCGGAGGGGACGGCGGGGGGGAGGAGGAAGCGGCGGCAGGGACCCGACUCCUUAGUCACCGGGUGCCGGCGGGAGGAAGGGGAAGCGGGGAGGCCGCCGGCUUGUAAACAAUAGCCCCGUGCCGCGCCGCCUUUGUUCCCGGUCCCCGCCGCAGCUCCCCUCCCGCUGCCUCCACUCAGCAGGAGGAGACCGGGGGGCUUCCUCCUGCCUUCCGGGCCGCCGGUGAAGAAUAAUCGGGUGCCGCGCUGGGCGCAGCCUCAGCUGUCUUCCUCCGAUCCCUGCUUCAGGGGUGUACUUGUCCUGUGUGUUGAAGUACACCAGGCUGGGUGUUUUUCUUGUUGCUGAAAACACACUAUAUAGUUAAGUACAAAAAGAAUGUAUACCAGCAUUUGGGUAUAACAAUACAUGAAGCCAGCCACAUUGUUUAAGUUUAUUUUGGAGAAAGAAAACUUCAUCUGUGCCUGACAAGACUUUUCCUGGAAGAACAGAAACAAGAGGGGAAAAAACAUUGCUUUAAAAGAAUUUGAAGAUGAGUGCUCAUACACAAACUGUAGAGAAAGGACAGAACACGACACUCCUGUGCCAGGAAAGCUAUGUUUGCAGUGGGACAGAUGAAGCAAUCUUUGAGUGUGAUGAGUGCAGGAGCCUACAGUGCCAGCGUUGUGAAGAAGAGCUGCAUCAACCGGAAAAGUUACGGAACCACGAACGGACCCGUAUAAGACCUGGCCAUGUCCCAUUCUGUGACUUCUGCAAAGGCGCCAAUGGGAACAUAAUGCAUGCCAGUAUGGCAAGACAGAUAGCAGCAGUGAGGUGCCAGGUGUGCAAAAUCAACCUCUGCGUGGAGUGUCAGAAGAGAACACAUGCUGGGGGGAACAAAAGGAAGCACCCUGUCACCAUCUACCAUGCUGGCAAAGCCCAAGAGCAUGAAGAGGAAGAGGUGAUGGAUGAGGAGACCAAGAGAAGGAAGAUGACAGAGAAAGUUGUGAGUUUUCUCUUAGUGGAUGAAACUGAGGAGAUUCAGGUAAGGAAUGAAGAAGACUUUAUUAAGAAACUGGACUGCAGUCCUGACCAGCAUCUAAAGGUAGUGUCCAUCUUUGGGAACACAGGGGAUGGCAAGUCUCACACCCUUAACCACACUUUCUUCUAUGGCCGGGAAGUCUUCAAGACGUCUCCAGCCCAAGAGUCUUGCACAGUUGGAGUCUGGGCAGCCUAUGACCCUGUCUGCAAAGUGGUGGUAAUUGAUACAGAGGGCCUCCUGGGGGCCACUGUGAACCUGAGCCAGAGAACACGACUCCUGCUGAAGGUCUUGGCGAUCUCUGACCUCAUCAUCUACCGUACUCGUGCUGACAGGCUCCACAAUGAUCUCUUCAAAUUCCUUGGUGAUGCCUCGGAGGCUUAUUUAAAACAUUUCACCAAGGAGCUAAAAGCUACCACAGCCCGCUGUGGCCUCGAUGUUCCUCUGUCAACUUUGGGUCCAGGUGUCAUCAUCUUUCAUGAGACUGUGUACACCAAGCUGCUGGGCUCUGAUCAUCCGUCUGAGGUUCCUGAGAAGCUCAUUCAGGAUCGGUUUCGGAAGCUAAGCUGUUUUCCUGAGGCUUUCAGCUCAAUCCACUACAAGGGAACAAGGACAUACAAUCCUCCAACAGAUUUCUCUGGACUUAGGCGAGCUGUGGAGCAGCAGCUGGAGAACAAUACCACUCGAUCACCUAGACAGCCUGGGGUUAUCUACAAGGCACUAAAAGCUCUAAGUGACCGAUUCAGUGGGGAGAUCCCUGAUGACCAGAUGGCUCACAGCUCUUUCUUUCCAGAUGAGUAUUUCACAUGCUCCUCUGUGUGCCUCAGCUGUGGGUGUGGCUGCAAGAAGAGCAUGAACCAUGCAAAGGAAGGAGUCCCUCAUGAAUCCAAAAGUCGGUGCAGAUAUUCUCACCAGUAUGAUAACAGAGUCUAUACUUGCAAGGCCUGUUAUGAACGAGGGAUGGAAGUCAGCGUGGUGCCAAAAACUUCUGCUUCCACUGACUCCCCUUGGCUGGGCCUUGCCAAGUAUGCUUGGUCAGGGUACGUGAUUGAGUGCCCCAACUGUGGGGUGGUGUACCGCAGCCGACAGUACUGGUUUGGCAAUCAAGAUCCUGUGAACACUGUAGUGAGAACAGAAAUUGAGCAUGUCUGGCCAGGGACUGACGGAUUUCUGAAAGACAACAACAAUGCAGCCCAGCGUUUGUUGGAUGGCAUGAAUUUCAUGGCACAAUCAGUAUCUGAACUUAGCCUGGGACCCACAAAAGCUGUGACUUCCUGGUUGACAGACCAGAUUGCCCCAGCUUACUGGAGACCCAACUCUCAGAUCCUGACUUGUAAUAAGUGCAACGCUCCUUUUAAAGAUAACGACACUAAACAUCACUGCCGGGCCUGUGGAGAGGGCUUCUGUGAUGGCUGUUCUUCUAAGACCCGUCCAGUGCCUGAGCGAGGCUGGGGACCAGCACCAGUGCGUGUGUGUGACAACUGCUAUGAAAACAGGGGCAUCCAGUUAGAUGUAGCUGAGCUGCCUUCAGAUGAGGAAGGUGGGACUCUUAUUGCCAGGAAGGUGGGGGAAGCUGUGCAGAACACUCUUGGAGCGGUGGUGACAGCCAUGGACAUUCCCUUAGGUCUGGUAAAAGAUGCUGCCCGACCUGCAUACUGGGUACCAGACCAUGAAAUCCUGCACUGCCACAACUGCCGGAAGGAAUUCAGUAUCAAACUCUCCAAGCACCACUGUCGGGCCUGUGGCCAGGGGUUCUGUGAUGAAUGCUCACAUGAUCGCAGAGCGGUUCCCUCUCGUGGAUGGGAUCACCCAGUCCGAGUUUGCUUUAACUGCAAUAAAAAGCCUGGUGACCUUUAACCCCAGGCUCUUCUCCUGAUCUUUGCAAUUCCUUAUGUUCUCAGGGUUACAAAUGAAAAUAUCUGGUCUCCCUUUCACCUCUUAACCUGUUGCAGCCAGAGUGCAUGUUUCCAGUUUCUGGCCUCCUCUUGUGCUAUAUCCAUCUUGGAACGCUGGGAAUGAGCUUAUGUUCAACCUCUAGGUUUUAAUUUCAAAUUAACUGGAGAAGGGAGGGAGCUCCCUUAUAAAUGAACAAACAAAAAUCCAGUAUAUUUUAUUCUAAUUAAAAAAAAUAGAUAUCUAUAUAUAUAUCAACUAUGUCUAAUUUAGUAUAUUAAGAAUACGGUUGGCUAAUGAAGCUUUGAGUAUUCCUAGUUCAGAUGAUGGAUGGUGUUCCUUACUAUAUUGGAUCAGACAUAUGGCCUUCUGAUUCUUUCUUUGGAACGUCUUACUGAUCACAAUGUCCUGUGAGGAAGGUUUGGAUUCUGUGCUGCCAGGAAAUCUCCAGUGUUGAUGUAUGAAUGAUACCUUAUACCUGGAGGUGCUGUAAUUCUGGCCAUGGAAUUAAUCCAGAAACCCAGAUUCAUUAGCAAGUUUGUGUGAACUGUGAUAUGAGCAGUGGUCUUGCAGUGCAAGAGGUAUCAAGUUUGAAGUAGAGACCAGUAGAGCUCUGAAAGGAGAGCAAAUCAUACGGCACAAGGCAAAGCAUUCUGCUUUUGCCUUCUCAACUUCAAUACCAGAUCAAAAGGUAGCAGGGUCUUGCUCUCCCUGGCAAUGUUCUCAUGUACUCAGGUGUUUUCAAUUUUCUCUGCCAGCUUGUUGCAGUUAAAAGUUUUGUCCAGAGCAGAACAAGAGAACAAGUUUUGUUGGCAAUUCUGAUAUACAAAGUUUGAGUUGUUUGAAUUGUGAUGACUUUUGUUUUCCCUGACUUUUUAAGUGAUCCCAUAGUCUCUGGCGCCUCUGUGUUCUCAGACGUGGUUGCAAAGAAACUACACAGAUUUGACUCAUCUUUUUUCUAAUAAUAUGAACUUACAAAUCCACCUGGAAGAUGGGAAUCUUUCUUCUUUGCUCCUAGCAACUGGCACUCACAGGACUUCAUCCUUUUAUUAGAGGACUGCAAUGAAUUCACUGAUUUUAUUAUAAGCACCACUUAACCUAACUAAUGGUGUCUUGUACUGUGGAUUUGUGGUUCCAGUUAUAAGAAGUAAGAGACUGUUGUGGAUUAAACUACCUAAAAUUCUCCCUUCUUGGCUUACGCAGACAAGAAUUUUUCUACCGCAUGAGAAUUGUCUCCUCUUGGAGUGGCUGGAGUGUGAUGCAAUGUCCUGGAACUGUGGUAUUUUUUUCCCCAGCUUAUUACAUGUGCUCUUGUGUAGAUGAGUGCCGAACAUCCUGGUUUAGGACUGUAUUAUUAAAUUAACUGCUAUAAAAGACUUUAUCUUCCGAA
Pezoporus occidentalis (night parrot) is the source of this 4900-nucleotide messenger RNA. RefSeq names its product zinc finger FYVE-type containing 1 (gene ZFYVE1). Gene Ontology annotation, molecular function: phosphatidylinositol-3,4-bisphosphate binding; metal ion binding; 1-phosphatidylinositol binding. NCBI's taxonomy places the organism in Eukaryota, Metazoa, Chordata, Aves, Psittaciformes, Psittacidae. Gene Ontology annotation, cellular component: lipid droplet. The transcript is spliced from 13 exons. Gene Ontology annotation, biological process: lipid droplet formation. The coding region runs from base 1132 to 3474 and encodes 780 amino acids. The record is from RefSeq and is a predicted model, not a curated record.